Molecule: messenger RNA, 918 nt
Organism: Leptinotarsa decemlineata (Colorado potato beetle)
Lineage: Eukaryota; Metazoa; Arthropoda; Insecta; Coleoptera; Chrysomelidae
Product: cGMP-dependent protein kinase egl-4-like
Source: RefSeq, a predicted model, not a curated record
GAUACUAUACCGUUGAUGAGGAAGUAUAUGAAAUCAUUUUUUGUUUCAGGGUGUAUUUUGGAAGCGCUGAGCUACCUCCACGAUCGGGGAAUUCUCUACAGAGACCUGAAGCCGGAGAACGUUAUCCUUCAUCACACCGGCUACUUGAAGCUGGCCGAUUUUGGAUUCGCCAAACAACUCGACGGAAAAGAAAAAACCUUCUCUUUUGUAGGCACUGCCGAAUACGUAGCUCCAGAGAUAAUCCAGAAUAAGGGUUACAAUAAAGCUGUCGAUUACUGGGCCUUUGGUAUUUUCGUUUACGAGCUGCUAGUUGGAAAAACCCCCUUCAGAAGUCACGAUCCUGCUCACCUGCAGACCUACAGGACGAUUAUGAAAGGAAUUGAUAGUAUCGUUAUGCCGCACUACCUUAGCCAUAAAGCCAAGUCUCUCAUUAAGAAACUAUGUGCUCAAAAUCCCAGCGAGCGACUGGGAUGCCUGAAGAGUGGCGUAGAUGCUAUAAGAAAUCAUGGUUGGUAUUCCAGCUUCGACUGGAGUAAGCUGGUGAAUAUGGAACUAGAGCCACCCUAUAAACCCCAUCUUCAGAACAACGUUGACACUAGAAACUUUGAUAAAUUUCCCGAUGAGAAAGAUGUUCCCGAGGACGACUUUUCGGACUGGGCCGAAGGAUUUUAGGAGAGGUGGAACUAUCAGACAGCCGAAGAAGAGAGUGGCUUGGGUUCAAUUCAUUUGGGUGGCAAUCAACCAGGCUCAGCUUCUCAGCUUGUUGUUUACUUUGUAUUCGAGAGCAUAAUGGUGGAGCCUCCACAAUUUGUUUCAAUUCUCAACGUUGUCAAUGUCUCAAUGUGGAACUGAAAUAUACUUUCCUCAUUUCACCACUGAUAUAAUAUAUGCGGAGGAGAAAUAAACAACUCAUAUAUU